Myxozyma melibiosi is the source of this 1656-nucleotide messenger RNA. Its product is annotated as argininosuccinate lyase. The transcript is spliced from 2 exons. NCBI's taxonomy places the organism in Eukaryota, Fungi, Ascomycota, Lipomycetes, Lipomycetales, Lipomycetaceae. Bases 84 to 1478 code for a protein of 464 amino acids. Gene Ontology annotation, molecular function: argininosuccinate lyase activity. The record is from RefSeq and is a predicted model, not a curated record. Gene Ontology annotation, cellular component: cytosol.
GAGCUCAAUUAUUCAUAAAUCUCAGCCGGAGUCUUUGUUCUUCUUUCAUCACUACGCGUGCACGUAAUUCAACUCGAUACUCAAUGGCUGAGAAGAAAGAUUUAAAGUCGCUCUGGGGAGGCCGAUUUACCGGCGGAAUGGAUCCGUUGAUGCAGCUGUACAAUGCCUCGUUCCCGUACGAUAAAAUCAUGUACGCAGCCGAUUUGCAAGGAACGCGGGUGUACACCUCCGGCCUGCGCAAGCUCGGCCUGCUCACCGACGACGAGCUGUCCGAGAUCCACCGCGGGCUCGACCUCAUCCUGCAAGAAUGGGAAGCCGGCAAAUUUGAAGAAAAACCCGACGACGAGGACAUCCACACCGCGAACGAGCGCCGGCUCGGCGAGCUUAUCGGGCGCGGGAUCGCGGGAAAAGUGCACACGGGCCGAAGCCGGAACGACCAGGUCGCGACCGACAUGCGGAUCUACGUGCGCGAGCAGUUGACGGAACUCAAGAAAUUGCUCAAGGAGCUUCUCUCCGUCUUUGUUUCGCGCGCCGAGGUCGAGAUCGGCGUGCUGAUGCCGGGGUACACGCAUCUUCAGCGCGCGCAGCCGAUUAGAUGGGCGCACUGGUUGCUUUCGUAUGCGACGUACAUCAGCGCGGACUUGCAGCGCCUCGAGCAGAUCAUCGAGCGCGUGAAUCUGUCGCCGCUCGGCUGUGGUGCGCUGGCGGGACACCCAUACGGGAUCGAUAGAGAUUUCCUGGCCGAGGGUCUCGGCUUUGGCGGUCUUGUGCCCAACUCGCUGACCGCUGUCUCGGACCGCGACUUUGUUGUCGAGACUUUGUUCUGGAGCACUUUGUUUAUGAACCACAUCUCGCGGUUCUCGGAGGACAUGAUCAUCUACUCGACCGCCGAGUUCGGCUUCAUCAACCUCGCGGACGCGUACUCGACCGGCAGCAGUCUCAUGCCCCAGAAGAAGAACCCGGACUCGCUCGAACUCCUGCGCGGCAAAGCCGGCCGCGUCUUUGGCGGCCUCUCGGGCUUCCUCAUGACGCUCAAGUCCCUUCCCUCGACCUACGACAAGGACCUGCAGGAGGACAAAGAACCCCUUUUCGACGCCCUCACCACCGUCUCGCACUCGAUCCAGAUCGCGACCGGCGUGCUCUCCACCCUCACCGUGAACGAGGACAAGAUGCUCGCCGCGCUCACGCCAGACAUGCUCGCCACCGACCUCGCAGACUACCUCGUCCGCAAGGGCGUUCCCUUCCGCGAGACCCACCAUAUCUCGGGCGCGGUCGUCAGACUUGCCGAGGUCGAGAAAGUGGGUGGAAUCGACAAGCUCAGCCUCGAGCAGCUGCAGAGCGUCGACGCUAGAUUCGGCGAGGACGUCGUCGCUGAGGUGUUUGAUUACGAGAAGAGCGUCGAGCGACGAAGCGCGAUCGGUGGAACGUCCAAGAGUGCGGUGCUUGACCAGAUUGCGCGUCUCAAGAAGUUGUUGUAAUCUUCUUUUCUAUUUCUGAUUCUCGUUGUACAGCUUUGAAAACUAGAAAAGCUAUGUAGAUGCAGUAUACAUAAGACAAAUGCUUUUAUUGUUCAGUCGCGCUACCUCGGUAAAUCGUAACAAAAAUACGCUCUAUACAUAAAACACAAAACAAAAGACUAGUCAAACAACUAAAGAA